GCGUUGUUGCGAGUGAGAAGGAUACAGUCUGUCUGGCAAGCAGGCAGAAGCAGCCAGCAGAGAGUGAGUGUCGCGAAUACGACACGGGCGACAGCGAACAGACUGCACAGAGAGGUUGCCGAGGGUAGCUGAAAGCUGGAACUUGCGGGUGCUGCUUCGCUGUCGCGCGCGCGUCCCCGUAUAAUAGUGUUCACGUCGACGGCCUUGAAUCUCCUUAACUACAAGUAUACGUAAAAAAAGAAUAAAAGCGAACCGAGUCAAGCGUACGACAAUCGUGAGUGUGCGCGAGUGUAAGAGAUACCGUGGUAGUAGUAGCAGCAACACAAGUCUCUCUCAAGCCGCCGCCGCCGUCGCAGCCGCGAGAUAAGCGAAUGUAGCUGUCUACGGUGCAGCAGCAGCAGCAGCAGCAGCAGCAGCAGCAGCAGCAGCGACGGACAAAGAACGAUAGCAGUAGCAGCAGAGCAGCAGUUAUAGUAUAACCUCAAAGCAGAGCACGAGCGAGUGUUGUUUGAUUGUUCGAGUUCAGUUGAUGGAUGAGACUGGCAGGAUGCUGCAGCACGGUGGAUCGAACGUUGGUCUGAUGGCCGGCAGUCAGGGCCAAGGUGGCCAGAAUCAGCAGGGUUACGGCGGUAUGGGUUCCGUUGACGGAUCCGCAGCUCAGCCGCCCGAUCAAGCGGUCGAAGCUAGGAAACAGGAUAUCGGAGAUAUUCUACAACAGAUCAUGAACAUCACCGAUCAAAGCCUCGACGAGGCUCAGGCGAGAAAGCACACGCUCAACUGUCACAGGAUGAAGCCGGCUUUGUUCUCAGUGCUGUGCGAGAUCAAGGAGAAGACUGUGCUGUCGCUGAGAAACACGCAGGAAGAGGAGCCACCGGAUCCGCAACUGAUGAGGCUGGAUAAUAUGCUGAUUGCCGAGGGUGUCGCUGGCCCGGAGAAGGGCGGCGGCGCCGGUGCCGCCGCGUCGGCAUCGGCUGCGGCCGCCGCUGGGCCAACUGGACAACCUGACAAUGCCAUCGAGCACUCGGACUAUCGCGCCAAGCUCGCUCAGAUCCGGCAGAUCUAUCAUCAGGAGCUCGAGAAAUACGAGCAGGCCUGCAAUGAGUUUACUACUCACGUCAUGAACUUGCUGAGGGAACAGAGCCGCACUAGACCCAUCACGCCUAAGGAAAUUGAGAGAAUGGUGCAAAUUAUCCACAAAAAAUUCUCCAGCAUUCAGAUGCAGUUGAAACAAUCGACAUGCGAGGCGGUGAUGAUAUUGAGAAGUCGAUUCCUCGAUGCUAGGCGCAAGCGAAGAAAUUUCAGCAAACAGGCUUCUGAAAUUCUGAACGAAUAUUUCUAUUCACACCUCAGUAAUCCUUAUCCGAGUGAAGAAGCAAAGGAAGAACUUGCCCGAAAGUGUGGCAUCACAGUUAGUCAGGUGUCUAACUGGUUUGGCAAUAAGAGGAUACGUUAUAAAAAGAACAUAGGCAAGGCGCAAGAGGAGGCCAAUUUGUACGCCGCUAAAAAGGCAGCCGCAGCUUUUGCAGGAGCCUCGCCGUACAGCAUGGGAGGCGCGAGCCAAGGCACCCCAACGCCAAUGAUGUCGCCAGCGCCGCCAGGUGCCCCACAAGACAUGGCGGGCUAUGGCAUGGGUAUCAAUGGAAGUGAUUAUGGCUCGCAAGGCUACAACGACGGCUCGAUGGGCUACGAUCCUAUGCACCAGAUAGGAAUGAGUUUUUUUUCGAAGUGCAGUAUGAAAAAAAAAAAAAUAGUUGAAAAGGAAUCUUCGAAUGUUUUUACACGAGAAAUAAUGACACGCAGGGCAAGGCAAUGGUCUGGAUGCAGCAAGGCCGCGAGCCGGUGCCGGAGUUUCCUCCACUGCACCAUGGCGCCGAGUCCGCCGACUCGGACUCCGAUCGGGAGAGCAACAGCAAACCGCGCGUCUAAAAAGCACACGCAAACACACUCCCUCACACUCUUCUUCGUUUUUAUUUCGUGUCUUACUGUCCGGAUUAUUAUUCUGGUACAUAGCAUUAUCGAUGUUUUCUUUUUUUGGUUACAAACAAAGCAGACUUUAAAAGAAAGGGAGAGAGAGAGAGAGAAAGAGAGAGAGAGAGAAAAUUAAUUGUACAUUGCUUUAAAUUGUUGUAUCGUUUCAUGACAGAUUCUUUUUGUCUUGUCUUCGAAAGUUUUUAUUACACAUGCGAUUCAACUAGCAGUUUAUAAAGCGUAAACACAUUGUAGAACUGAAGAGAUAUUAUACGGUGACUCUCCGCAAAGAGCAUCGCGUACGGAUUAGUUACUAUCGCAUACGCUGAAACAAUUUCACGAAAGCGUCCACUAUAUGCUUCACUACUCGUUUUCUUUUUUUAUAUGUAAGCUGUAUCUCUCUACGCUUUUCUGUGCCUUCUCAUCGCAUACUGUAUUGUUAUUAUUAUUACUAUAAUUUUUAUUAUUACUAUCAUUCAUUUAUAAUCCACUAUAUUUUUAAUCUUUUUCGAUUAAUAUUAUUAUUCGCAUACAGUAUAAUUUAGUAAUUAGCUGUAAAUCUCCCAAUUUUGCACUCGCUUAUUAUUGUAUACGUCCUCAUUGUCAUGAAUAUUAUAUAUCUGUAUGUGGCAACCAAUGCAGGUAUCGAGCGCGUUAUCAAACAUUCAGCCAUAUUUCUCUUUUUCGUUCCGUGCUAACAGACUAAAGAAGAUCGAACUUUGAUUAUAUCGAUGUGUUAUCGUUAUUGGGUGUGUCUUUUUUUUCCUUUUAUUGUACUCGCCAUUACACUGUGAAUUUGCUUUAUCACUGUCGCGAUAGAAAAUUAUAUGCUGAGGAUCAGAUACUGUAUAUAGAAAUUGACUUUUAUGACCGAGCGAUGAGCACGGAACUUGACAUUAAAGUUUUGCUUUCUUACAAAUGUUCAUUCACAUUCAUUUUUUUUAAACAUUGAUUUGUCUUUAUUACCCUCCCCUUAUCAUUUUAUUCCUUGAUUGCGCUUGUUACGAUUUUUUAUAUAUGUAAGUCAGACAUGCAUAUUUUGUAGCCGUUACUUGUUUUGUACUAAAAUUUAUGUAAUUCAUGUUAUUUAUUUUAUGUAUAAUACGUACUGUGAAUUUUAUUGGACUGUGAUCUUAUCUGAAUGACGUACGCGAUCUGUCCAAUCAUGUACCGUAGCAUUGUUGAAAAUAAGCGAAAGGGUAAAAAAAAUACGGCAGUUUCCGCUGGGUGCUUACGUGGAAGUUGGUUAAAGGGACAGAAGUGGCGCUGGUAGAGGUGCGUUUAGCAUAAAAUCGAUGAACUUGCAAAAUUGUUCUUUGCGGGGUCUGAUAACUUGUGAGUCUAUCUCGAUUUUAUAAAAUUUAUAAGAGAAACGAGGUACGGAUAACUUUACAAAAAAGCAGCAAGAGUCUGAUACAGUUUUAAUAAUGCGUUGCUCUUGUUGCAUUUAUAGAGUGAAUGAAGAAUUCGAAAUUAAUUAUUUAUUCGAUGAAGAGUAACGGAUAAAUAAUAACGGAUAGAGGCGGGAAAUGAAAUUACCCAUGCUGUUUGUAGACAUUUUUAAUGAGGGAUAAUUUAAUAAGUCUAGAUUUUUAUCUCGUUACUCGAUUAAGCUUUGCGAUAGUCUUCGGCAAUAUGUUGGCAAAAGGAAGCGAAGCUACCAAAGUAAAACAAAAAACUUGUAUUACUCGGCCGAACUUUACACUGCAACUUGACGUUUGCUUUCAGGAGCUGUCGCCUUGAAAUCCUUAGGAGACAAGAGCCAACAAUCACGCAGAGCAAAACAACUCUUAGAGACAGCGUACACACACAUACUGUUAAAGACAUACUAAAAUACUAAAAGAAAACACACAAAAAAAACAAAAAAAAUUAAAAAAGAAAUAAUAAUUUAAACAAACGCUCGCGCAAUCUGAUCACCCUACUAUCUGUGAUCUCAGGCUCGUCGACCACACGACGAGUUAUACGAACUAAACUCGAUAUAUUCAAUAAGCUCAUUUAAGAUUUAACGACGGACGGCCCGAAACCACUGAGCACUCGCAAUAACCCUCCCUGUACUCCCUUCUUUCCACCCCCUACCCCAACUUCCUCUUUAAAAGUUCUGUCUGCACACGCCUACUUGAAAAGAACGACGUGAUACUUAUCAAAAUGAAUCGUAUAUGCUUCCACACAGGCAAGUGUUUUUAGAUAUUAUACAUUAGUGAGAUCAUGUAUCUUACGAGUCUCGCAAAAAUACUUUGUCGAUGAUUAAGGAGAUAUCAAGAUCCAGUGAAAACCAAUCAAAUUUUCAAAAGUAAACUUAAAGAAGCGCAUGUGUAUACAUACGAAGUGAAUUCAUAUACAGUUAACUUCCCGUCAGUUUAAAUAAAAAAAAAAAAAGAAACAAAAAACGAUAAAGGAGACGUAUACGAGAAAAAAAUACAUUGUUUUUUAAAUCUUUUUAUAAGGUUUUUCAUGGCUCGAUAAUAAAAUGCAAACAAUAAAGCUGAGGUUAGAUACUCCUGGUUUCGGUGCAUCCACGGUAGACUUUUUUCAGAAAUAAAGAAAAAAAGAUUAAAUAAAACAUACGUUUAAAGUAAAAGCAGAAUAUAAAACGUAAGAGCGGAGUUUAAUGAAGCAAUGGUCCUGCGACAAGACACAACUGAUGUAUACGAUUUUUCAACAUGAAAAUAUUAUAUUAUAUAGCUAUACAUAUGGAAAAAAAUAUAAUGAAGAGGAUAUAGUCUCUAGGAAACAAAAAAAAUUUUGCGUAAAUCGUUUAAGAAACAUUGUAAUAAUUAUACAUGUAUAUAUAUAUGUAUAUAUAUAUACAUAUAUAUACACAUAUAUAUAACUUAUAUUAUCGUCACGGUUGGUUAUUACUUCAGUUAUAAUUGCCAUUAUUAUAUAUAUAUUACCACUCUAUUGUGAUUAUUAACAUUAUUGAUCUUUUAUUAUUGCUAUAUUAUUAUUGCUAUUAUUUUUUAUCGUCAUUGAUAAAAUAUACUAUUAUACGACGUGCGCAACGAGAUAAUUUUUUGAAAUGUAAGUCAAAAUUAUUUUGUACCACGAACGAAGGACAUGUACGCAUUGCAUACAUAUACACUUGAAUCCGUUCCAUGCCUGAAUAUGCGAGAAAUUAAUUUUUAUAUGAAAAAUAAUGCGAUGAACAUUGAAAAAAUCAUACUGUUUAGAUAAUUUGAUGACAAAAAGCGCGCAAUAUUAUUAUAAUUACAUAAUGAUUAUCAUUGCUAUUAUUAUCUUGAAUCAUUAACUGCAAUUAUUAAGUAGCGCGUAGAAGGAUGAUAUCCCUUUUAUUGUAUAAAAAAUGACGAAAAAAAAUUGAAAAAAGCAAAGGUGCGAUUAGGUGGUUAUCUCUAUUGUUAAUAAAUACGUCGCAUGCGAAUUGUAGUAAGGCUAAUGAUUGAUUUUUACCUAUUGGAAAGAUAAUGAAAAUCUGCUUUGAGGCCUCAUCACUUACUAUACUAUUAUACGCAUUGCAUAUAAAUCUCUCAUGUAUAUUUUGCAUUCAGCAGCUACUUUCUCGAAGCUUCAUUUUUUAAAAGAAACAUGUACCUUAGAAGAGCGCAAGGUACAAAAUCAAUUUUUGGCCUAAACGUCGAUUUCGUAGCGACAAGUACAAGUGCAUUGUUGCACAGCUAGUAUACGAGAAAAAAAUUAAAAAAAAGAUCGCCUAGUGGUCGCUGAAAGCGUAUCCUUGAACGUCCCUUAGGCAACUCUAAACCUUUAUUGAAACUAAAACAAAUGAAAAAGAUGAAGUAAAUAAAGAGAAAAUAAAAUAAAAAGGAUGAAAAAUAAUCGAGGACAUUUAAUAUUCGUGAAGUAUGCGGUAUAAAUUUAAACUAUAUUCAUAUACCCAGCGAUUUUUGAGACGAGAAAUAAAAAGAAUGCAUUGCCUAUCUAUCUUCUUCCUAACUAUACUUUUGUCAUAUGGAGUCUUAUAGGUAAAGAAUAAAAAAAAAGUGUCGCCGCUCCUUGUGCGAAUGAUGUUUCUCCAAUCUACCGCAAGUUUUUUGCAUUUACGUUUUCAUACUUUCUGAAUUGUAAACGACAUAGGGGGAAAAAGCGCCAGAUGUAAUGGAAGAAAAUCAAACUCGAACCGAGCUCCGAGCACGUGCAACUGCAAAGUCAAUCUUAAUGGUCCGAAAUUGACAUUUUUUAUUAUGCGAUUAAUAUAAUAAUAAGGAAUUUGAGGCAUCUCUGAGGGAUCGGUGAGAGUUUGGAGCGGUGUUUCGUGAUACGAAGGUAUACCACAAUGAAUCAUUGUAUCGAAUGAAAUCAUUAUGAUA
Molecule: messenger RNA, 6254 nt
Organism: Phymastichus coffea
Lineage: Eukaryota; Metazoa; Arthropoda; Insecta; Hymenoptera; Eulophidae
Gene: exd
Product: homeobox protein extradenticle
Exons: 8
Coding region: 530-2104 (524 amino acids)
Biological process (GO): neuron development; animal organ morphogenesis; embryonic organ development
Cellular component (GO): nucleus
Molecular function (GO): DNA-binding transcription factor activity, RNA polymerase II-specific; RNA polymerase II cis-regulatory region sequence-specific DNA binding
Source: RefSeq, a predicted model, not a curated record